Molecule: messenger RNA, 780 nt
Organism: Linnemannia hyalina
Lineage: Eukaryota; Fungi; Mortierellomycota; Mortierellomycetes; Mortierellales; Mortierellaceae
Source: the annotation of a GenBank genome assembly
AUGGCUCUCUUUUUAGGACGACUCUCUCAGGACACCCGCUCCCGCGACCUCGAGGAUCUCUUCAACAAAUAUGGUCGAGUGACCCGUUUGGACAUCAAGCGAGGUGUCAACUCGAGCUUCGGCUUCGUGGAAUAUGAGGAUAUCCGCGAUGCUGAGGAGGCUGUCCACAAGCUGAACGGCCAUCUCAUCAACGGCAACCCCAUCGUUGUCGAGUUUGCCAAGAACAAUGGACGUCGUGGUGGUGAUAACGAGUGCUUCAAGUGCGGCAAGGAGGGACAUUGGGCACGCGAUUGCCGUGGAGGUGGAGGUGGAGCUGGAGGUGGACGCUCUGACCGCGACCGUGAACGCAGAAGAUCGCGCUCGCCCCGCGGCCGACGUGACCGCUCCAGAUCCCGCUCUCCUCGCCGCGACCGUGAUCGCCGUGGAGAUGACCGCCGUGAUGACCGCCGCAGGGAUGACCGCCGCGAUGAUCGUCGCGACGACCGCCGUGGAGAUGACCGCCGCAGAGACGACCGUCGAGACGACCGUGACCGCAAAGAUGACCGUGAAGAUCGCGACCGCCGUGGAGGCGAUGAUCGUAGAGAGGACCGCGAGGAGCGCCGUGGUGGAGAGGACCGCGGAGAGGAGCGUGGAGGAGAAGAUCGCCGUGAUAGCCGUCAGGAAGGUGCCGCCAACAGAGAGCCAUCGCCCUCUGCCCGUGGACGUCGCUCGCCCAGCCCCUCUGGUGAACGUCGAGGAUCGAACGCUGAGAAGCGCUCCAUCUCACCUGAUGCUCGUUAA